Molecule: messenger RNA, 1508 nt
Organism: Klebsormidium nitens
Lineage: Eukaryota; Viridiplantae; Streptophyta; Klebsormidiophyceae; Klebsormidiales; Klebsormidiaceae
Source: the annotation of a GenBank genome assembly
UGCGGCGUCCAGCAGAUGGUUCCUUCCUUUCUAAGACUUCUCUUUCAUUCUUUCUGAACAGCUUCCUCCAGCUUCCUUUCGAAAUUCUGCUGUCGUUUCCCCAGCGCCCAGCGCCCUUCCAGACAACAGCAUUACUUUACUUGGCUUCCUAUCUGGUCUUGUUUUCCUGGAGUCCGCUCCUGCAGCUGCGCAGCCGAUCGAUGCAUCCCCCCCUGGCAUUGCACAAGCACCCGGCCUGCAAGGCGCAGAUCCUGGCCCUGCAAGUGUGCCACUCAGAGCACCCGCUUGCCAAGUUUGUGGGGGUCUGCAAUGAGGCCAAGUAUGCACUGGACAAAUGCUUCAGAGAGGAGAAGCGAGUGAACAGUGCUAAGAACAGGGAAGAAAGCAAGCGCUUUCAAGAGCGACUUCAGAAGCGACGGGAAGAAGCAAGGCUAGAGAAGAAUAGCGUCACUGCCAGUGGCUGACCAUUGGCCCUUUAGGGCCACGGGAACCUGAGCCUCCCGCUAUCGAACGCCGCAGCGUCUCUUCUAAAACUCGUUCGCGACAAAGCUUCUGACAGCGACUGACAGCGACUGCUUAACAAGAAGCAACUAGGAAACCUUGCGACGUCGCUUGAAGAACAAGCGACGUUGGUUCUGGUUGGGGAAGCGGUGUCUGUGUUUGAACAGAGUGUCGUUGAACAGUGAUUCAAUCUUAGCCUGCGGGUGUAGCACCAACGGUAAGGCUUCGGCUUUCAAAUGAACGCAAGCGUACUCUGAGCAUGGCUACGGAACCAAAGGAGAGGGUGGGGCGGCCGCGCAUUUUGCUGGGGGCAAGCGGAAGUGUUGCAGCAAUCAAGUUGCACAUUAUUACAGCGGAGCUGGUCGAGAAGGCUGACGUCAGGAUCGUGCUCACAAAGGCUGCACUUCACUUCGUGAAGAGAGAGGAUCUGCCGUCGGGGGUGCCUAUUUACACCGACGAGGACGAGUGGGCGACGUGGAGUAAAAUUGGAGACGACGUCCUCCAUAUCGAGCUCCGCAAGUGGGCGGACGUUCUUCUGAUUGCGCCCCUGUCAGCAAACACGCUCGCCAAGAUUGCCGGCGGCCUGUGUGACAACCUGCUGACGUCAGUUGUGCGGGCGUGGGACUUCUCGAAGCCAUUCCUAGUUGCUCCCGCGAUGAACACGCACAUGUGGGACAGCCCCUUCACCGGUCGGCACCUCAAAGAACUAGACACAUUAGGCGUCAGGUUGAUUGAGCCAGUCUCUAAAAAGUUGGCAUGUGGAGAUGUUGGUAAUGGAGCAAUGGCAGAACCGUCAAAAAUUGUCGAAGCCGUCUGGUUGGUGUCGUGAGAUUGCGCUACUUCUUCCUUGGAAGGGUUUGAUGUGACAGCCAGUAAGCCGGUAUCAGUGUUGUAAACAUACUGCGAACCUCCCUAGUAACUUGAACUCUUCAGGCCAUGUGCUUGGUGUAUUCUUCUUCCCACUCCUAGCUGGCAAUUGUCACUUACAAGUAACUACGGAGCCAAAG